This is a messenger RNA of Emiliania huxleyi CCMP1516, 1347 nucleotides long. RefSeq lists its product as hypothetical. Lineage: Eukaryota; Haptophyta; Isochrysidales; Noelaerhabdaceae. Bases 1 to 1347 code for a protein of 448 amino acids. The record is from RefSeq and is a predicted model, not a curated record. The transcript has a single exon. Gene Ontology annotation, molecular function: protein binding; 6-phosphogluconolactonase activity.
AUGCCUGCAGUGCGCGAGGCGCAAGGGCGGCGUGUCAGCUGCUGCUGGCAUCCCGGGGCGUCGCAAGCGAGCGUGAAAAUAGUCGCGACCGUGAACAGAGGGUGUGCGCGUGCCGACGCCAACCGGGGCGGCCGCAGCUUCUGGAUGGGGUGCUCCGGCUCCAAGGAUGCGGCGCCGUCGCCAUCUGCCUCUCUGGUGCUGAAGCCCGAGGGGAUCGGCGUGGAGGCUGCUGCUGCUGGCAACGCCAGCAUGGUCCUCGUCGCAGUCGGCACGUACACGCCAACCAUUCACCUCUUCUCUCUCGAUUCGAGAGCGGCGCUCACGCCAGUCGCCACCUCGACAGAGUUCGGCUCCAACCACGAGGCAAUCGUCCUCUCGCCUGUGUCGGGCGACACCGCCACCCUUGUGGUGGCGAACAACAACGCCGCAUCGACUGCGGCGAAUGGCAUAAGCGGCCCAGAGCACCUGCAGGGCGAGACGCACAUGCAUACUGCGCGAGUCUCUGCCGCGGGCAACGUCGAACCGUGCACCAAGCUGCUCUUGCCCGGCGAGGGGCCCAUCCACGCUUGCGUGCAUCCCUCGGGCACGGUGGCCAUCGCCAAUUACGUGGGUGGGACCAUGAAUCUGGUCGCGGACGGCACCGUGGUGAGCACAGAGAAGCUCGCCGAGCCGAACCACGGAGGAUCCGCCCACAUGGCGACGUUCGACGUGAGGGCUGGCGCCAAGGGCUUUGUCUUCGGCGUCAACGCGGGCAGUCCUCCGAGCGUAGCUGUGAUCGAGCCGAGCACUGGCAAGAUCUUACACGCGGUGGCGAUGCCGGUGCGUGUGCGACGGCUGUUUCUGCAUCCCAGCCUGCCCGUUGCGUACAUCAUCUACGAGGCGGAGGGCGACGUGGCGACGUGGACGUGGCCGCGCUCCGACGAAUGGAACGCGGACGGCACCCCUCAAAGGAUGCCCAAAGAGCUGCAGCGGUGCAAGACGUCGCCGCACGACGGCUUGAACCUGCCCACCUCGUUUUCUCUCACCGCCAAGGGUGACUUCGGCUACACCACCACCCGCACCGCCCGCGUGCCCGGCGGCGACGGCCGACCACCGGCCCCAGUGGGCGUGUUCGAGGUGGAUGCGGCUGACGGCACACUCACGCACCGCCAGUGGGUCGACAGCGGCGGGUGGAACACGCGCGACAGCGUGCUGAGCCCGGAUGACAGCGCGCUGCUGGCGGUGGACGUCCUCGGCGGCACGCUGACUGCGUUCAAACGCGACCCGACGAGCGGGAUGCUGGAGAAGAGCGCCGUGGUCAGCGCGCCCAAGGCCACGGGGAUCACCGUGUGGAAGCCGGCCUCGUAG